CACAGCCUAGAUAUUCGGCGAAUUUCACGCGGCCUGGUCAUUUCAGCAACUCCUCCCGCGCAGUUCGGUUGUUCCUACCUUGCAGUUUGUAAACACCUGUGUCUUUCGGCAGUUCCUAUGCAGUUCGGUACUUCCUACACAGUUUGGUAGUAGACUCUAUCUCAGGCUUGUGAAGUGGCUUGACGUGUUAGUUUCGGAACUAAGACACUCCUUCUCCCACUAUUGACGCGACAGUCUGUACCACAGCGUUCAUCAACGCUAACACCGACACGGAGUUGUUGACGAAUAAGGCACCCUUGGAGUCAUGUGCUCUCGCGCUCCUGUGCCCGCGCGAACCGGAAACUUGAUGACCGAGCGUCCGGAAUCAUUCUCGCCGUUUCCAGCGUAGUUUUCAUUUUAAGAGCUCGAAACUCCAGAGUCGUUCUCAUUCCAGACGAAUACGUGGCCAUGGCUGCGAGCACCACCCACAGCAGCGUUCAAAUCAAGAAGGAAGCCGCCAUGCAUACUGCUUCUAAGCUGCUUGAGACGUCUCAGAAGAAGGCUGCCGUCGACGCCAACCAUUCAGUUCCGAAGCCGCUAAGGGAGAAGUGCUGGCGCGUGACACAUGAUGAGCUCUUCUCCGACUGGAAGCUCCUAACCGCCGCUGACGAUUGGUCAAACCAUUCCCAAGGCGUCCCAGGAACCACACGGUACCGCAUUGCAAACCUUCCCGACCAAACUGGCCCGGGCGUGUACGAGCUGGGGCUGCUUCCGAACCAGGUGGUUCGGCGGCAGCGGCGGCUGCACCGGUCGCAGGUCCGGGUGGUGUACGUGGGGCACUCGGACAAUGUGCGGACCAGGAUGCAGCAGUAUGGGCAGUCGGGAUCGCAUCUCAAGGCGAUGUUUGAAGAGGUUUUUCGGGAGGACUAUGCCGUGGUCUUCCGAUGGACUGCUGCUUCAACCAAGGCUGACGCAGCAGCAACUGAGACGCUUCUCCUCUCGUCCUUCGACUACUCCUGGAACGUGUGCAACAACCACCACCGCCGCCACGACCGGCUUCUAACUAAGCUCCAAGUCGGGCCCUCCUUCUCCCGCCGAGUCGCCCUCGCCUUCCCGUCACUUCCCCUUGCUCGAAUCAUCACUCCUGUUGCCGUUGGGGCGGAUAUAACAGCUAUCACUGCUGUCACUGCUGCCACUGCUGCCACUGCUGCCAGUGCUAGCGCUGCUAGUGCUGCUGCCACUCCUGCUCCUGCUCGUUCGCAUGGUGCUGCUGCAGCUCCUUCCCUUCCAGCCAAUGCUGCUGUUGCCCCUCGUUCCUCUUCCCCUGCUGCUAGAAAGCAGGAGAGAGCAGCAGAGAAACUCCCAGGUAGAUCACCAGGUAGAGCAGCAUGUAGGGAGUCAGGUAGGCCAGCGGCUAAAACACCUGACAGAACACCUGGUGAACUGUCAGGUGGAGCAGCAGUGACGGUCUGCGGGGCUCCCCUCUCACAGGGAGGAGUGUGCAGGGCUGCUGCAAUUGAAGGGCGGCUCAGGUGUGCACAACACAAGGGCAUGAGGGUCAAGAACCGAGGUGCCGUGUGUGACGGUGUGAGGGAAGGAGGGAGGGGAGGAGGGAGGGGAGCAGCGUGCGAUGGGGAGGUGGGACGAGAUACCAUGCCGGGUCGGGGAGGAGAAGCAGGAAGGGAUGAGUGGUGGGAAGCAGGAGGAGCAAGAAUUGGUGUUGUUAGAGAAAAGAGGGAGGAGGGAGGUCGAAAGGAGGGUGUCAGACGGAAGUCUGGGGAUGGGGGAGAAGGCAAGGAGGGGGCGAGAGGGAAGGUUGAUAUCAAGGAGGGUGCGAGAGGAACGGGUGACAGUAAAGUGUGUGUGGUGGUGUGUGGGGCUCCACUUGCUGAUGGUGGAAGCUGCUGGGAAGCUCCUGUGAAGGGCCGAGUGAGGUGUGUGCUGCACAAGGGCAUCCGUGUCAAAGGGAGAUCGAGUGUUCUGUGAGGUGUCGUAGUGGUUAGCGAUACGUACUGUACAACCCAGUCCGGUACAAAGUACGUACAGGUACAUCAGAAGGAUCCUUAUAUACAUAGCCCAUCAGUAUUUGUAAAAGGCUCGACGGGGCUCAAAGCAAUGUAGGGCUGCUGCUCUGCCAGUGCACGGAUGUUAUAAUUGAUGGGCUAGAUUCUCGUACAAAUGCCCGCUGCAAGUGUCUAUCCCUACGUACAGUAUGUUUCAACUCAAUGGGUUGUGUCAUAGUAUCUUAUGGCUAUGGAAGAUUUCUAGGAUG
Messenger RNA from Closterium sp. NIES-67, 2251 nucleotides. The record is from the annotation of a GenBank genome assembly. Lineage: Eukaryota; Viridiplantae; Streptophyta; Zygnematophyceae; Desmidiales; Closteriaceae.